CAACUGCUGAAUUCUCAUAGCAAGUGCGUGUAUCUUAAACUUUAAGACAUGGGCAACUCUCCAUUUCCAACAAAGCUUAAGGAUUUUGGAUAUGAAUUCAAAGAUGGCAGUCUGAAGGACAUCAAGACGGGCGGUGGAUUUGAGUUCAACGUCUCAAAGGACGCGGAGUAUAACCAGGCGCGGUAUGAGGCGCUAGGAGAGGUGAUCACCGAGGAGGUGUACGCGCUGCUGGAGUCGGAGGCCGGUCUGCAGCGGCUGCCGGUGCCCGCCAAUGCCGCCGACGGCGAGCCCACCACGUUCGUGUUCGCCAGCGCCGACUACCGCACGGCCGACAAACUACUGCUUCUGGUGCACGGCUCGGGGGUGGUGCGCGCCGGCCAGUGGGCCCGCCGACUGAUUAUCAACAACGGCGUGAAGGAGGGCACCCAGCUGCCGUACAUUGAGCGCGCGCUGUCCGCCGGGUAUGGCGUGCUGGUGCUCAACACUAACGACAACCGGCGUGUCACCGGCGAGCGGAAACAGUUCAUACGGGACAGCGGAACCCCGGAGCAGCACGCUCUCACCGUGUGGGACACCUACGUCAGGGGUGCAGCCGCCACCGAUGUGGCCAUCGUGGCUCACAGCUACGGCGGCGUGGUCACUCUGAACCUGGCGGUGCGUCGCUGGGAGGAGGUGCAAAAGCGAGUUUCGGCCGUGGCCCUCACUGACUCCGUGCACAGUAUGGGAGGCGCUCGCUGCGGCCCCGAGGUGCAGAAAUGGCUGGCAGAGUGUGCGGUGAACUGGGUGACCAGCUCUUCUCCCCUGGACACCGAGCUCGCUCGUCCGACCGGAGACGCCUGCCGCCGCUCGGCAGGCCACAAGCAGCACGAGUGGACCUCGUGGUCCUGUAUCGACGCCGUGUUCCCGUUUCUGGAGCAGCGUCUGCAGCAGCGGCGAAAGGCCGCGGCGCCAGCGACACCCACGGAGAAUCAGGGCGGUGAUGACGAGAAGAAACAAUAACGGGCUGUGAACGUGCUUGGAGAAUGGCGGAGACAGUGGACAGUUGGUGAAGCCGGUGAGCGCUUACUGAACGGGGCGGCAGACAGUAGAGGGGCCAGUAAGCACGCUGUUUCCCGCCUCUAAGCGCUCCGCUGUGCACAAUGUCUCCACUGUGAUGUGAUAUGUCGGACGGGGCUCUGUUUUCGCCGGGGGUGAUGCUCUGAAACUAUGCAGAACAUUCCCACACGUUUGCUAGACUUGUCGCAGUGAUGAAGAAGGCGCUUUCUUGUGUGCAUUGUACUUGAUACGACUGCCUUUAUUCGCCAGUUCCUGUUGAAUAAUUUUACACCAAGUGAUGAA
Molecule: messenger RNA, 1338 nt
Organism: Amphibalanus amphitrite
Lineage: Eukaryota; Metazoa; Arthropoda; Thecostraca; Balanomorpha; Balanidae
Product: cotranscriptional regulator FAM172A homolog
Exons: 9
Coding region: 49-999 (316 amino acids)
Biological process (GO): regulatory ncRNA-mediated heterochromatin formation
Cellular component (GO): nucleus
Molecular function (GO): siRNA binding
Source: RefSeq, a predicted model, not a curated record